UGACGGUUAACUGAAAUUAUCAAAUUGUUUUAAAAUAAACAUUUAAGUGAUUUCGAUUUGUGUAUUUAGUAUUGUUAUAGAGUAUUUAAAUUGAUUUCGGUUGCUUAUGUCUUAUCAAUGUUUUGUUGUAGUAAGGAUUAGAAUUGUGCUGCAGGAUGUAUUUUCAGAUCGAGAAUACUCCAGAACACAUCCGAAAAUCACGCAAAGAAAAACCGAAACCAGAGAUUUCUCCAGACGAACCAUGCCCCAGAUUAGUAUUGACGCCGUUCACUAGGCCUCCACAAGUGUUUUUUGAAAAUGUUAUUAUUGGAUCUACGUGCGAGAAAUCACUGGAGAUAUUCAAUCCUUCUAAACAAAUUGAGCAGAUAACCCUAGACAAAGUACCUCCGGGACUCAGAGUACAUUUGCCGGAAGAAUGGCUGCACCUGGAACCUGAAACAUGUUAUUGUCUUACUCUGUCAUGGACACCAGUUCAACCAACUGCCCUUAGAGAAACUCUGAGAUUCACUAAUGCAAACAAAAGAAGAUAUGAGGUUUUCAUUAUCCUCAAGUCAGUAAUGACUAAUGGAAAAAAUCAACCAAAAAGUUCCAAGUCAUCACAAGGUAAGAUACAAAAGAAGACUCAAAAAAGAUCGCCAGUUAAUAUUUCUAAGAAAAAGGUAGAUGUGAUGUUUAAUACAACAAAAAAGCAAAAAACUGUAGAACAUGUACAACUAAAAGAAAAUACACCCAUAGAAACAGGUGUUUAUGUUGAACAUAAAAAUAUAUCACCAAAAUGCCCCUUUGACUCACCAAACAGUUUUAAUUGCAAUUUUAACACUUCUGAAGUAUUUUCUGUAUUACAUAAAACAUAUGAUAAGCCUAAUACUGGAACGUACAACAAGUAUAAUUUUAACACACCCACAAGCCCAAAUAUAUACAAUGUUCUGAAAGAAUCAAAUAAACAAAAUAGUGAUAAAUCGCCAUCUGACAUAUUCGACAAUAUAACAUUUACACCACUCAAGAGCUUAAAAUCUACAAAUAGAAAAAUUGAGCAGGGCCCCCGAAUUCUUCUAAGUAUUAAUUCUGAUACUGAGUUUGAUGAUAGCUUAGAAAAAGAUAGCAAUAAAGAGAAUGAGUCACAUUCUAUAAUAUAUGGAUUAUCAUCUCAAACCACUGACAUAAAAUGGCCAACUGCAGACAAUCAUCCAAAAUUGGAAAGUUAUCAAGAAACAAACGCGCUAAUUGUUCCAAACAAAAAAUUUCCAGAUACUUCUUCACCUAAAGAAAUGAAUAGUCCUAACUUUUCUAUAAAUACGGAUGUUUCACGUAUUAGUGACUUAUCAUUUUAUCCACAAAGAUUUUCUACUGAAAGGAAAAUCAUACCAAGGAUCAAUAUUGACUCUAUUGAUUUUGAUGAAAUCAAUUUGAGAUUAUGCUCUGAUACGUACACGAAAGAGUCACCAGCCCCUCAAGAAUAUAAUAAUCUGAAUGAAAACAAACAUCCGCUCACAAAGGAUCGUAAUGCAAAAAUGUGUAAGCAGGCUUUGUUUAGGGAUCAAGAUUUCACUAACAAGAAUUUCAUGGAACGAAAUUAUUAUGCGCGUCCAGAGAGUGUUUGGCAAAAUGAAUUAAUGGAUGCACGGUCUCCUAGAUCUAUAACACCACCACUGCAAUCCAUUCCAGAGGAAAGCGUCCAAUAUUCUAAUACACAAGUAUUCGACGUAACUGAUUCCUUUGCUAUUAAUCAAACAUAUAAUAAACACGAGAAGCCCGUAAGCAAGCCGAAUUUAUGGUCUAAGAAGGCGAUAAUCAAUCCGAAAUCAUUUAUUACCUGCAACGAAUCCAUGAAAAGUAUUAAUCGAACAUAUGAUACAAACAAAAACGUAACACAGAAUGCCACAACGUUUUACGUUCAGAAUGCUUAUUCACUGUCUCUUACUGUAGACCCAUUCCUGUCGACUACCUAUUUUUAUGAUGAAGCAUUAAUAGGGAAGUUUGAAAGAGAUUUUAAGCGAUGGUUAAAUUACAUAUUAACGCCAGCUGACUUAGAGAGCAAUGUCGAUCAAAAAAUAGACGUUGGAAAAGCAUGGAUUGAAAACAGAAAUAAAGAAGUGCCUACUGCGCCUACGAAAGAGAAGGUUUGCAGCGCUUAUCACAACAGUAAAAGAUUGGAAAAUGUUCGCAAAAUAGCACGAAAUCUCUUGAAGAGCCCAGAAAUAUCUCAAGUUUUUACGAAGCUAACUGCUCAAAUCGAUAAAAAGCUGUUAGCUAUAAGAGAUGACAGGAAUCUGCAUCUUGAUAUUGGACUUCAGAAAAUGAUUAUGGAAUUAUUACUCUCAUACAAUCCCUUAUGGUUACGUAUUGGACUGGAAGCCAUUUACGGAAUAGUGUUACCAUUAAAAUCAAAUAGUGACGUAGAAGGGCUUACUAUUUUCAUAAUACAAAGGAUGUUUAAAAAUCCUUUUUUUAAAAACAAACAUUCCAAAUCAAGCGCGCCAAAUGUGUUGCUUCCAGCAUACAUGGAUGCCAUAAAAAAGUUCACCUUAAAGAAAUUUUUCAUGCUCAUAUUCUUUUUAGACCAAGCCAAACAAAAAAAGAUAAUAGCACAUGAUCCAUGUUUGUUUUGUAGGAAUGCUGAGUGCAAAGAAAGUAGACAAAUGCUAAUUAAAUUUACGAGAGAACUAAUAGCCGGAGUUGGCGAUAUAACAAAACAUCUGAGACCUAUGGGCUAUGUAGUUACUCAUAAACAAUCUUACUUAGAUGAAUACAAAUAUGGAGUAAAUAAUUUAGCUGCUGAUCUUCGAGAUGGAGUUCGACUGGCUAAAGUGUCAGAAAUUAUAUUGAUGAAAGAUGGUUUGUUGAAACAACUACGGACUCCGGCUGUGUCGCGACUACAAAAAAUUCAUAAUGUAGAAGUUGCAUUAAAGGCUUUGAGAGCAGCAAAUUUUAAUAUAGUUGGCGAUAUCUCUGCAUCAGAUAUUGCUGAUGGUCACCGAGAGAAGACGUUGUCACUCCUGUGGCAGUUAAUACACGUUUUUCGCGCUCCUUUGUUUGAGAAUGCAGCUAAUGUUAUACAAAUAUGGUGGAAGAAAAAGUAUGAAAUUAUUGCUGAAAAGAGAAGGAAAGAACAAGAAAUUAUCAGAACAAGGAACAAAGCAGCUACGACAAUUCAGAAUUGUUGGCGAAAACUGCAAUAUAAACGGAUGUAUGCACGAAGACUAUAUGAGGUUACGUGUGCAACGAUUACACUGCAGAAGUAUUUACGAAUGUGGAUAUGUCGGAGCAGAUUGCGAAAACUUAAGCAAAGUGUUUUGAAAAUUGAAGGCUGGUAUGAUGGAGUGAAAAGGAUUCGUGAGGCGAUACAGAUACUAAAAUUGAGGCGAGAAACGCGCAGGGAAAAUGCUGCAGUUGUAAUACAAGCUCAAGUCAGACGUUGGCUUUGUGUUAAGAAGUAUAAAAUGACGAAAAAUAAAAUUAUAUAUAUUCAAGCUUUAGUUCGGGGAACCCUAGUACGAAAGACAUUCACUAGAUUAAGGAAGUACACUGUGUUUGUGCAGAGAAAAUACAGAAAUAAACUUUUGAUGAAUAAAGCAAUGGCCCAGUUUCAAAAUAUUAAAAGAAAUAUUGUGCUCAUACAAAGCUACUAUAGAAUGUUUAGGCAGCGUAAAAUGUAUCUAUCAAUGAAAAGUUCCGUUAAUACUAUUGAAGAGCAUUAUAUUGCACUUCGAAAAAUGAGGAGUGAUCGUGAGAAUUACUUGAGACUGAAAGAAGCAGUGGUAAAAGUUCAAUCUAUGUAUAAAUGUAAGAAAUUCCAAAAGGAAUAUCAGAGAUCAAGGGAGUUAAUAAUCAAGGUGCAGAGAAGAAUAAGGGCCAAUCAAAUCAUGAAGACGACUAGAAAACAUUAUGAAGAUACUAUAAAAGCAGUUAAAACUAUUCAAAUAUACUUUAAAUCUUAUUUAGUAAUGAAAGAAGUAAGAUCACAUUACUUGAAGCAACGAAAUGCAGCAGUCACUAUACAAAAUUACUUCCGAUCAUAUAUAAAGACGAAACAGCAACGAAAUAAGUUCUUGACAUUGAAAAAUGCUGCAUUAGUAUUUCAAAAUCGAUACAGAAGUCUUUUAAAAAUGCGUCAAGCUAAAACUGAUUAUCUUCAAUAUAAGAGUAGCGUAAUUAAAAUACAGAGAUUGUAUAGAGCUAAUAUUAUGAUGAAACAAUGCAAAACGAAGUAUGAAGAACUGAAGAAAGCAGUUAUAUUUGUCCAGAAUAAGUAUAGAGCACAGAAAAAGAUGCUAGCAGCGAAGUCAGACUUUGAACUUUUAAAACAAUCAUGUAUUUUAAUACAAAUUAGGUAUCGUGCUUACAGAACGGGUAAAGCAAUAAGGCAAAUUUAUUUAAAUCAGAAAUCAGCCGCAGUUAAAAUACAACGUUGGUACAGAUAUUGUAAAAAGGGUGAGCAAAUUAGGCAAAACUUUGAACAGACUAGAAAGGCUUGCAUUACUAUUCAGCGACUAUACCGUUCACAUUUACUUAGGAAAAUUCAAAGAAAUAAGUUUGUCGAACUUAAAACAGCAUCAAUAACUAUACAGCGCUAUUAUCGGAACUAUAUUUUAAGCAAAACGAUUAGAAUGGAAUACAUUAAAAUGAAAAUGGCGGCAAUAACGAUUCAGAAAUACUAUAGAAGUUAUAUUGAGAUGAAGCACCAGAGAGCCACUUACUUGAAAAUGAGAAACGCAGCUUCUUCCAUACAAGUAUACUAUCGUCAAUACAAGAAGAUGAUGACUAUAAGAAAGAACUAUAAUGAAUUAAGAAGAACUGUCGUCUUUGUUCAAAGAAUGUUUAGAAGCAAUUUAGCAAUGAUGAAUGCAAGGAAAGAAUAUUUGUCACUUAGGAAUUCUGUGAUUCUCAUUCAGCGGAAAUAUAGGGCUCUCUGCCUCAUGAGAAAUCAAAGGCAAGACUAUUUCAGACAAAGAAAAUCAAUUGUCGCAUUGCAACGAAGAUAUAGAGCGUUGCGUGCCAUGAGAUACGAUAGAUUAAAUUAUAUGAAAUUAAAAAUGGCCGCUGUAUCUAUUCAAAGAUUUUAUAGAGCCUAUAAAACUGGCACGAAACAAAAAGAAAAUUAUCUAAAACUCAAAAAAUCAGCCAUCGUAAUACAAGAACGAUAUCGUGCCAAGGUUUUGAUGAGACGUGAGAGAAAUUCCUUCGUUAGUAAACGUUCUGCAGCAAUAGUAAUCCAAACACGAUAUAGGGCCCAUAAACUUAUGAUUCAGCAAAAAACUGUAAUUGAAAGAAUUGUUAAGGCUUGUUUAACUAUUCAAAGGAAGUAUAGGGCUUUGAUCAAGGGAAGAAUGGAGAGAAACCGUUUCAUAGCGAUAAGGGCAGCGACUUUGAAAAUUCAAGCAUGGUAUAGAUCUGUUAAAGCCACGAGGAAGUCCCGCUGUGAGUAUCUGAGUCUUCGCAGAGCGGCUAUCGCUGUUCAAAGACGUGUACGGGCAAAGAGAAUGAUCCGAGAGCAAAACCGCAUUCGCCAACAAGCUGUUUAUACAAUUAUUAAUUGGUACAUCACUGUAAAGCAGAGACGACGGUAUUGUGAGAUCCGAAGAAAAAUUAUCACCCUACAGAGCUUUAGUCGAAUGGCAGUUGUGCGUAAAUUUUAUUUAAAAGUUCAAAACGCGGUCGUUAAAAUACAAAAAUACUAUAGAUCUUAUGUAAAAACAAAACGAGAGAGAUCAAAUUUUGUUGCAUUGAAAUCGGCUGUUGUUAAUUUGCAAGCGAAUGUUCGUUGCUUUAUCGAGAAGAGAAAGUAUCAGAGAUUGAAAGCUGCUGCCAUUGUAAUACAAGCUGCUUAUCGAUUGAAGAAAAAACGAGAUCUUAUAAUGCAGAGGACGAGGCACCGAGCUGCUGUGUGUUUACAAAAAAAUGUACGGAGAUACUUAGCUGAAAAAUAUUACAAGCAGUUACGUGCAAAAGUGAUAUUCAUACAAAUGCUUUGGAAGGGUAAGCUAUUAACGAGACUGUUCCACUAUGACUACUUGCAGAAGAAAUCAUUUGUAACGAAACUUCAAGGGAGAUUGAGGGGCUACUUGGUUAGGGAGAAAAUAAAAGUUCACAGGGAGAAUUUACUAAAAAUGAGAGAGGAGCAAAGAAGGAACUGGGCUGCGACGAAAAUUCAAGCUUUAGUCCGUGGUAACAUAGUUCGUGGUACAAAUAAUCGCAAAUUAUCAGAGAUAAGGAGCCGUUUGAGUGGCUGCCAAAUUGAUUCCACCCGGAAAUGUUUGAGAGAGCGGAAUCAAGAUGCUUUGGAUGUGUUGAGGCACGAGUCCGGCAUAGAUGCAGUAAUACGAGCAUUUAAAACACUGAAGCUCAUAUCAGAAUUGUUCCCAAUGACAUACAACAUGAAUGCUACAGCUCUAGCGCACCAUGUGUAUCUAUUCAUGAAUAGAACCAAUCGUUCCAUCACCAGCAUUGAGGUUCUCAAGCCAGGGGCAGAGGUCCUACUCAACUUGGCUAGGUACAAGACAACAGGGCCUAAGAUAUACAGGAGGGAUCGCAUACCGCCCAUUUUAAAAAUCAUGUGGAGAUUCUGCUACAGUGAAACAAAACUAUUUUGUAUUCUAGCGACGUACCUCUGGAUAUUUUCUAAAUACGACGAUAUAAAAACGGAUCUGAUAGAAUACCUUCAUGAACCCGAAAAUCACAAGAUAUUGGUAUCAUUAAAAGCGAAUGCGGACAGACUGAAGAGAAUGGAGAGUAACACAGGCAAGCAUAAGCCCAACUCAUCAUACACAAAGAGCACACAACACUCGCAUAAUGUGCUGCCAGCCUUGGAACCACACUUUGGAAUAGUCCAAGUCAACAAACCUCCAUACUUUGAAGAUGCUCAUCACGCAAUAAACUGCCUCUUCCAGACUUAUAAAUUGUAAUUACAACUGCCCUUGCAAACAUAAUCAUGUCACAACUGCUCUGGAGCUCACAAUCUUCAAUUGUUCUAGAAGAUAUUGUAAGUGUAGUGAUUUGACAUAAAACGGGUUCCUUGAUUGCGCUUGCUGCCAGAGCUCAAAAAUUUAUUAUUUUUUGACUAGAUAGAUUUAAAUUGAAGUGUUAAAAUAUUAUUUGUAUAAUGUCCUUGGUUUAUAGUGUAAUAAUAAUUAAAUUGUGGAGAGGGUAUUUCAUUUAACACUUACACUUCAAAUAAUAAGAUGUAUGGUUGUUUUUACAAAAAGUUUUCUCAAGUCUAAAUGUAACUCUUUAGUCUAUACUUCUUUUGAAAAUGAGUGGACAUAGAAGCUUAAAAAACAUAUAGUUCUUUAUACAUGGUUUAUAUUAUUUAUAAUUUAUCUUUUAAAUCUAAUGUAAGCGUUUUUUCUUAAAACUAGCUGUUCUGUUCAAUAGCAUGUUAGUCCAUUAUCAUUGUUUUCGAUAUGCUCCAAGUCUAUAACUCAAAUGUUUUCUAAAGUUUCGAUAUUUUUUCCUCAAAUCUGUUAAUGUCUGUAAUAUAUGUUAAGGAUUGUUUUCUGCACUUUUCUCAUAUUGGAGGACGAAGAUACCUUGCACACAUAAUCGACCACAGUCCAGCAAUAUAAUGUUAAUGAAAUUGCUUGAGUUUUAUAUGAUAAUAUAAUGACGAGACAAGCCAUUCAGGCUUUUUGAUUCAACCCAAAGUCCGGAGUCGUAUCGCAAUGCGGUCGUCACUUUGAGACAUAAGAUGUUGUCUCAUCAGCCCAGUAAUUUACCAGCUAUGGAACUCUUCACACCUAAAAACAAUAAUGCUUACACAUUCCAUACCACAUGGUACCCACCUAUCCGGCAUCUUGUGCAAAGAAGCCUCAUACUGACAAUGGCUUGACUGGUGGUACUAUAAUGGUUGACUACAAACUAUAGAUCCAUUUAAUUGUUCUUGAUUGCUUAACUUAUAAGAAUCAUCUGAGAUGGCAGUUUAGGUUCUGGUGUUAAAAGUAUCACUGGAUAUUCAACUGGGUGACAAUCUUCAGUGUUACAGGUUCCAGGGUUUCAGUCAAGUAAUGACAAUGUAUCUAUUUAAGUAGUAAAUAUAAUAAAAUCUCUGCAGUUUAAGAUCGUAUCCGUGUCACAAGUUGAUAUUUUACAGACAUUUGACUAAUAUUAUUUUUUUAAAUUCCAAUAAUAAAUUGUAAAUUAUUUAAUCUCAUGUUGGUACGUAGUUUUUAUUUUACUAUUAUUAUUAUGUAAUAUUAAAUACCUAAUAUUAAAUACUUAAUAAUAUAA
Leptidea sinapis is the source of this 8223-nucleotide messenger RNA. It is a transcript of the gene asp, whose product is annotated as protein abnormal spindle. The transcript has 8 exons. NCBI's taxonomy places the organism in Eukaryota, Metazoa, Arthropoda, Insecta, Lepidoptera, Pieridae. The coding region runs from base 156 to 6902 and encodes 2248 amino acids. Gene Ontology annotation, molecular function: protein binding. Gene Ontology annotation, cellular component: spindle pole. Gene Ontology annotation, biological process: mitotic cell cycle; establishment of meiotic spindle localization; spindle organization. The record is from RefSeq and is a predicted model, not a curated record.